This is a messenger RNA of Hansenula ciferrii, 1290 nucleotides long. RefSeq names its product sphingosine N-acyltransferase LAC1 (gene LAC1). NCBI's taxonomy places the organism in Eukaryota, Fungi, Ascomycota, Saccharomycetes, Phaffomycetales, Wickerhamomycetaceae. Gene Ontology annotation, molecular function: sphingosine N-acyltransferase activity. The transcript has a single exon. The coding region runs from base 1 to 1290 and encodes 429 amino acids. Gene Ontology annotation, biological process: ceramide biosynthetic process. Gene Ontology annotation, cellular component: membrane. The record is from RefSeq and is a predicted model, not a curated record.
AUGUCCACUUCCAGACCACAGUUCAACCGUCGCAGAACUUCUUCUGUCGGCAAAAUCGACUUGGGUGAUACAAGAGUACGUUCAUUCUCAACUUCACGUACUUCACAUCAAAGAAAUGCUUCAGAUUCAAGAGUUAAUGAAUUAUCAAAUUAUUCCAAGACUGAUUUAGAAAUUAUAACAAAAAUUAAAACUGGUCUAGUUGAAUUAAGUUAUCGUCACACAUGGGCUUUACCUGCUUUGAUCUUGUUAAUUGUUUAUACUGCUUAUUUCACUUCAGGUAAUUAUACAGAAUCAAAUUUUUUACACAUGUUUGUAUCAAUAUCAUAUCAAAUCCCUGGUACAAAUCAAUAUGAUAAAGGUAUUAAAGAUUUAGCAUUUGUGCUAUUUUAUAUGAUUUUUUUCACAUUUUUCAGAGAAUUUUGUAUGGAAGUUAUAUUACGUCCCCUUGCACCAAUUGUUGGUGUUAAAAAACCUUCUAAAAUCAAGAGAUUUAUGGAACAAUCUUAUUCUGUUAUUUAUUCUGGUUUAUCAGGUCCUUUUGGUCUUUAUGUUAUGUAUGGAACUGAUUUAUGGUUAUUUAGAACUGAUACUAUGUAUGCAACAUAUCCAGAUUUAACAAAUGAUUACUUGUACAAAUUAUUUUAUUUAGGUCAAGCUGCAUUUUGGUGUCAACAAUCUGUUAUCUUGAUAUUACAAGUUGAAAAACCAAGAAAAGAUUUCAAAGAAUUAGUCUUGCAUCAUAUUGUUACAAUUUUAAUGAUUUGGUUAUCAUAUGUUUUCCAUUUCACCAAAAUGGGAUUAGCAAUUUAUAUUACAAUGGAUGUUUCAGAUUUUUUCCUUGCAGUUUCCAAGAAUUUAAAUUAUUUAGAUUCUCCGUUAACAAUGCCUUGGUUUAUCCUUUUUGUUAUAUCAUGGAUUUAUUUACGUCAUUAUAUUAAUUUAAAAAUUUUAUGGUCAGUUUUAACAGAAUUUAGAACAGUGGGAGAUUUUAAAUUAAAUUUUGCAACUCAACAAUAUAAAUGUUGGAUUUCAUUACCAAUUGUAUUUGUAUUAAUUGGUGCUUUACAAUUAUUAAAUAUGUAUUGGUUAUUCUUAAUUUUAAGAAUUCUUUAUAGAUUUAUCUUUGGUACUGGUGUUGUGGAAGAUGAUCGUAGUGAUGAUGAAAGUGAAGAUAGUGAAGAUGUUCAAUUAGAAAAUGAUGGUGAAGAAUUAUCUAAAAAUCAAUCAAUUCAAUCACCACCAGAAAUUACAAUUGAAUUUAAAUCUGAUCAAGAAAAAAAGAGUGAAUAA